UGCUGACGAAAACAUAGGAGGGUUUGGUUCGUGAUUUACAAUGUCGGGCCGAGGAAAACAAGGCGGUAAAGUGAGGGCUAAGGCAAAGUCUCGCUCCUCCCGGGCUGGGCUGCAGUUCCCGGUGGGUCGAGUGCACCGCUUGCUUCGCAAAGGUAAUUAUGCUGAACGAGUGGGGGCUGGAGCCCCGGUCUAUAUGGCCGCGGUGCUGGAGUAUCUGACCGCUGAGAUUCUCGAGUUAGCUGGCAACGCUGCUCGGGACAACAAGAAAACCAGAAUCAUUCCCCGACAUCUGCAGCUCGCUAUCCGUAACGAUGAGGAGCUCAACAAACUGCUUGGGAAAGUGACGAUAGCUCAAGGGGGUGUCCUGCCCAACAUCCAGGCUGUGCUACUGCCUAAGAAAACCGAGAGUCAUAAGGCUAAGAGCAAAUAAAACUGAUCGGGAAGAAGAAAAAAUCUGCAGUCCAAAUCCAACCCAAAGGCUCUUUUCAGAGCCA
Molecule: messenger RNA, 494 nt
Organism: Dermochelys coriacea (leatherback sea turtle)
Lineage: Eukaryota; Metazoa; Chordata; Testudines; Dermochelyidae
Product: histone H2A.J
Exons: 1
Coding region: 41-430 (129 amino acids)
Cellular component (GO): nucleosome
Molecular function (GO): protein heterodimerization activity; DNA binding; structural constituent of chromatin
Source: RefSeq, a predicted model, not a curated record